GGCGGGCGGAGCGCCAGGCCGGCCAUGGCCACCACCAGCACCACGGGCUCCACCCUGCUGCAGCCCCUCAGCAACGCCGUGCAGCUGCCCAUCGACCAGGUCAACUUUGUAGUGUGCCAACUCUUUGCCUUGCUAGCAGCUGUUUGGUUUCGAACUUACCUACGUGCAAGCAAAACUAGCUCUUUUAUAAGACAUGUUGUUGCUACCCUUUUGGGUCUUUAUCUUGCACUUUUUUGCUUUGGAUGGUAUGCCUUACAUUUUCUUGUACAAAGUGGAAUUUCCUACUGUAUCAUGAUCAUAAUAGGAGUGGAGAAUAUGCACAAAUAUUGUUUUGUGUUUGCUUUGGGAUACCUCACAGUGUGCCAAAUUACUAGAGUUUAUAUCUUUGAUUAUGGACAAUAUUCUGCUGAUUUUUCGGGCCCAAUGAUGAUAAUUACCCAGAAGAUUACUAGUUUGGCUUAUGAAAUUCAUGAUGGCAUGUUUCGAAAGGAUGAAGAACUAACUCCAUCACAGAGAGGUUUAGCUGUAAGGCGCAUGCCAAGUCUUCUGGAGUAUCUAAGUUACAACUGUAACUUCAUGGGCAUCCUGGCUGGACCACUGUGUUCUUACAAAGACUACAUUACAUUUAUUGAAGGCAGAUCAUAUCACAUGGCACAAUCAGGUGAAAAUGGAAAAGAAGAAGUACAGUAUGAAAAAACAGAGCCAUCUCCAAAUAUUGCUGUUGUUCAGAAGCUCUUGGUCUGUGGACUUUCCUUAUUAUUUCACUUGACCAUCUCUAAAACGUUACCUGUCGAGUACAACAUUGAUGAGCAUUUUCAAGCUACAGCUUCAUGGCCAACAAAGAUUAUCUAUCUUUAUGUCUCUCUUUUGGCUGCCAGACCUAAAUACUAUUUUGCAUGGACAUUAGCGGAUGCUAUUAAUAAUGCUGCAGGCUUUGGUUUCAGAGGAUAUGACAAAAAUGGAGUAGCUCAUUGGGAUUUAAUUUCCAAUCUGAGAAUUCAGCAAAUAGAGAUGUCAACAAGUUUCAAGAUGUUUCUUGAUAAUUGGAACAUUCAGACAGCUCUCUGGCUCAAAAGGGUAUGCUACGAACGAGCCUCCUUGAGUCCAACUAUACAGACAUUUAUUCUCUCUGCCAUCUGGCAUGGAGUCUAUCCAGGAUAUUAUCUGACAUUUCUGACAGGAGUAGUAAUGACAUUAGCAGCUCGAGCGAUGCGAAAUAACUUUAGACAUUAUUUCAUUGAACCUCCCCAACUUAAAUUAUUAUAUGAUGUUAUAACAUGGAUAAUAACUCAAAUAGCAAUAAGUUACACAGUUGUGCCAUUUGUCCUUCUUUCUAUAAAACCAUCGUUCACGUUUUACAGCUCCUGGUAUUUCUGCCUUCAUGUUGUUGGUAUUUUAGUAUUAUUAUUGUUGCCAGUGAAAAAAUCUCAAAGACAAAAGAAUAUACACGAAAAUGAAAAUGUGCAGCUGUCACGAUCAAAAAAGUUUGAUGAAAGAGAAAAGUCUUUGGGACACAAUAGUUUUUCUACAACAAACAAUGUUUUCAAUCAGAAUCAAGAAAGAGCCUCUAGACAUUCACCUUUAAAGCAAUGAUGGAAAAACGCUUUGAUGGCUAUAAUUUGUAUGUUAACAGGAACCAAUCUUAGCACCUUUUCAAGGGGUUUGUGUUUGUUUGAAAAGAAAGUGGGGGUGAAAUCAGACAGUUAUAGAUGGGGAAUUUCCUGUAUAUCUGAUAGGAAAUGGAAUGAAAUAAUCCUUCCCAAACCAUGUCCCUGUGGGCCAUGCCUUAUAUAAAAUAUCUCCAUUAAUUCAAAUGGGCACUCAGGACCUCAACAUAUGUCCAUAGGGUCAUAUGUGUGCCCUGUUGUUGAAUGUAUGUUGCGUAUCCCAAGGCACGGAAGAAGAGGAAAUGGAAACGCAAUUGUGUCAAUCUGGAUGAUUGAGAGAUUAACUUUUCCAACUGAAUGUCUUGCCUUAAAUCUCCAGCUUCCUAAAAAUUGUUCUGAAAUGGUAUUUUCAAGUGUAACAUUGUGAGAACACUUUUUCAAUGUUAGAUGUAUGUUAUGAAGGAAUUUUGGAGGAAUUUGAAAAGGCUCUUAUAAGAUUGUGGAUACUUUAAAAAUGCAAUAAAUUUCUCAGUAUUCGGAGGGGUUUCUCAAGGUAUCUAAGAUGAACAUAGUAUGCCGUGAAACUGUAAACAGUAACGGAUGCCAAAUUAUAAGGUAGCUUGUUUCCUUGAAGAGUCAAAUUGCUUGUGUCAGUAAAAGAACCCUUCAAGGACGAAUUUCUUAAACAUGAUUAAAGGUUGGUAAUGGGAAUUCUCAGCUUAUUUUCUUAAAAAGGGGAGUUAUGAUGAAGGAAGGCAUGAAUGAAGGAAGCACCACAGGGACAGAGCUAGACUGAGGGGUGACUGGCACUAGGCCCGGUGUGCAGGCCCAGGCACCCAGCACAAGUAUGCUUCUUGCCCUCAUUUUUCUGUAGUCUUUGUGAUUAUGUAAGAAAUGAACUUUUUUUUUUUGUCUCAGAAGAUAUAGUAACUUACAACUUUUGACUUUUUCAGUGAGAUUUUUUCAAGCCUAAAUUGUAUAGACUUUUAAAAUAGUUAUGAAAAAAUAGUGGUAGAUUGAGACAACCACUAAUGUUACUGUGUGGCUUAAUUCCUUUCUUAUCCUUGAUAUUCUCCAUGAUAUUUGGGCAAGUUUUAGAGAAAUGAAGAAGAGUUCACUGGGUUCGUCCACAUUUUUUGAGAAUAAUAUAAAUUAUUUUAUAAACUCUUAAGUUCUCACAUUGUUUUACUGUUCACUUUUGUUAGUGGGUAUUCAAUACUCUAAGUA
Messenger RNA from Sorex fumeus (smoky shrew), 2834 nucleotides. It is a transcript of the gene MBOAT2, whose product is annotated as membrane bound O-acyltransferase domain containing 2. The transcript has 13 exons. The coding region runs from base 25 to 1593 and encodes 522 amino acids. Lineage: Eukaryota; Metazoa; Chordata; Mammalia; Eulipotyphla; Soricidae. Gene Ontology annotation, biological process: lipid modification. Gene Ontology annotation, molecular function: acyltransferase activity. The record is from RefSeq and is a predicted model, not a curated record. Gene Ontology annotation, cellular component: membrane.